AUGGCGGUCAGACAGGGAGAGACAAAGACCCUUCAUAACUACAUCAAGAGAUUCAAUGAAGAAGUCCUAAAAAUACACAAUCUCAAGGAUGAGACCAAGUUCGCAGCCCUCCUGGCGGGGCUUCAGCCAGAUGACUUCAAAUUCGAGUUGAUCAAGGAAAAACAAAAGCCCAAUUGGGGAGAGACCUCAAAAUCUGACAAGAAGAAGAAAGAAAACGACAGCCACGACCAACCUCAACCCUCCCUCAAAAAGUCAGUUAUGCUUGAUGACCAUGGUGAGGAUCCGAGGGAGCUGAAAAGGGCACUGGAUCACUUGGCCAACAAGGGAAAGCUGAAUAAUUACUUAAGGAAGAAUCCUCCCCAAAAAGCAAAAGCCAAAGAAAAGGAGUCCCCUAGUGAUGAUACAGGAGACUACAUUGGAGUUAUAGUUGGAGGCUUGGCAACAGGCGGGUCUGUGAGCAAGGCGAAUGAUAGCUUAUGGGCACUUGAACAUCAAGUCCUAAAAGUGGCAUCGACUUCUCAAACAACCCCGCUGAUGAUAUUUGGUGGGAGCACUGGCUACCCAAUUCAAGAGUCCCAUGACGAUCCCCUAGUCAUCGAGAUGAAAGUCGCUAACUCAACAGUCGGGCUAGUGUUAGUGGAUAGUUCAUCAUCUGCCGACAUCAUUACUCUAAAGUGUCUAGAAGGGCUCAAGUAUUCCAAAGAUGAUCUAAAAACCAUCUCCCAACCACUCAUUGGGUUCAGAGGUCAAGUCGUCCAUCCCCAAGGCACUAUCAAGCUACCCGUCAGGCUGGGUCCCAAGAACAAAGGAAGGCGACUGCUAGUAAAAUUUAUUGUCGCUGAUAUCUCCUUACCAUACAAUAUCAUCUUAGGCCGACCUCUACUAAACAAAAUAAAAGCCACAAUCUCUGUGUACCAACUUCUCAUGCAGUUUGAAUUGGAAGAUGGCACAGUGGGAAAAAUCUUUGGGGAUCAACAAGUGGGCAGGCGAUGCUAUGUUAACAGCCUCAAGAUAGGGACAAGCACCCCCCAGGCACUGGCCAAGAAAGCCAAGCCGGAAGGGACUCGAAACUCCUGA
This is a messenger RNA of Spinacia oleracea (spinach), 1077 nucleotides long. RefSeq lists its product as uncharacterized. The transcript is spliced from 3 exons. The record is from RefSeq and is a predicted model, not a curated record. The coding region runs from base 1 to 1077 and encodes 358 amino acids. NCBI's taxonomy places the organism in Eukaryota, Viridiplantae, Streptophyta, Magnoliopsida, Caryophyllales, Amaranthaceae.